AUUUCAACAGCCAUUUCUAUGGAGAUUUCUCAGAAACACUCUUCUAGAGAAAGACCUGCUAGCUGUUUGGACUCAAAGCCUACCAGUGUAGUGAUUUGGCACGGUAUGGGAGAUACUUAUAAUUCAACGGGAAUGCAGAGUGUCAAAACGCUACUUGAAGACGAGAUCCCUAACGUGUUUGUUCAUUCAGUAUAUCUCGACGUUGAUGAGACCAAAGAUCAGAAGCUCUCUUUUCUAGGAGACCUUAACACUCAAAUUAGAGGCGUUUGCAAUCAGCUUAAUUCUAUUCCAGAACUGGAAAAUGGCUUUAAUGCGCUGGGGUUCUCGCAAGGUGGACUAUUUCUUCGUUCUGCAAUGGAGCUUUGUGGUUUACCAAUUAAGACACUUAUCACUUAUGGCUCGCCACAUAAUGGUGUAACUGAUCUUCCCCCUUGUCCGGAAGGUAACUGGCUUUGUGAACGGAGGAACAGCAUUCUCAAGAAGCAAAUUUACAACGAAAAGGUUCAAAGUUCUGUUGUUCAAGCUCAAUAUUUCAGAGAUGUGUACAACUUUGAGAAAUAUCUUGAAAACUCAGCAUUCCUCAAAUUUGUCAAUAACGAAUUCAUCAGAGAUACUGAGUAUGUUGACAACUUCACAAAGCUUGAAAAGCUGGUAAUGGUGAUGUUUUCGAAGGAUGACAUGUUAGUUCCAAAAGAAACAGCGUGGUUUUGUGACCUAGAUCCAGAUUCUGGUGAGAUCAUUCCUUUCAACGAAACAAGCUCUUUCCAGGACGACCUCAUUGGCAUCAGAACACUUUACGAACAAAACAAAAUAGAUUUCCUGACAAUUAGCGAUUCCCAUAUGAAAAUUGAUGAAGGCCACCUGAGAUUCAUCGCUAAUAAAUAUUUUCAUUAGACUACUCGGGUGUGACACUUGACAUCGAAGAGUCUUCUCGUUCUAAUUCGCUGAACACGCCUUCCUCGGUCAUUUCCAAAGAAUUUUCACGCCGUCUUUUAGCAUCCGUUUGAGCCUGUUCCUCACAUUUUCGCUUCUCCCUUUCAAUUAGCAUCAAUUCUACGUCUUCUUCAUCUGAGAAAUCGCUUUCAUCAAUUGAUGGCAAACAAGAUAAAGAUACCUCCGUUCCGGACCCGACUUUAUCGGUGAAAUUUGCAUAGAUAACAAUCUUCUCAUUCAAUUG
Molecule: messenger RNA, 1177 nt
Organism: Ogataea polymorpha
Lineage: Eukaryota; Fungi; Ascomycota; Pichiomycetes; Pichiales; Pichiaceae
Exons: 1
Coding region: 19-894 (291 amino acids)
Cellular component (GO): lysosome
Molecular function (GO): thiolester hydrolase activity; palmitoyl hydrolase activity
Source: RefSeq, a predicted model, not a curated record